Messenger RNA from Ornithodoros turicata, 913 nucleotides. Its product is annotated as coiled-coil domain-containing protein 137-like. NCBI's taxonomy places the organism in Eukaryota, Metazoa, Arthropoda, Arachnida, Ixodida, Argasidae. The coding region runs from base 115 to 897 and encodes 260 amino acids. The transcript is spliced from 6 exons. Gene Ontology annotation, cellular component: nucleus. The record is from RefSeq and is a predicted model, not a curated record.
GAAAGCGAAUUUCCGGCGCACCACGUGGUUUUGUUUGAGUUGGUUGGGAGUUCGCGAGUCAAACUUUGACUGCUUUGAUCGCUUUUGCUUCUUGUUUUAGGAACUUCAAGGAACAUGGGACGGAGAAUACCUAAAAGCACGCGACACAAAAAGCUGAAGUCAGUAGAUCCACUUUUCAAAGGAACUGUGAAAGAAGACCGUCGAGCAAACCGGCCACCCAAGUCUUUGGAGCAGGAAGUGCCACGCUCUUUCACUGAACUGUUUGGCCCCAAGCAGAAUGCUGUCAAGGUGGCACUACGCAAGAAACGUAAACCAAAUAACCAAAUCGAAGUGAGACAGUGCAAGAAAGAGGUCGAGCAGCCAGGCAUGACUCGACCACUGAAGCCCCUCCCCGAUGUUGUGCAGCAGCAACGGUACGAGACGGAUCGCCAGUUCAUUCAGCGCAUCAACAGCUUUGCAACAAAGGCUUUUGGGGAGGCUGCUAUCGAGCAGAAGUUUGACGUGGACAUCCGUCACGACAGUACGGGAAAAGUAGUAGUCAACGCGCAAGGAAGCGACCCAGACUACGGAUCGAGGAAACGCGAGAAGCGACGGGCUCGUGAGAAGAGGCUCAGGGAGAAGAAGCGAAAAAUUCCCACACCUUCAGAGUUCGCUCACCUCAAAGAUGGAGUGGCAUUCGGAGAAGUGGUCCAUGAACCACCACAAUUCAGCGGGGCACACAAGGAACAGAAGACUCAAAAGGAGCUGCUGCUCAAGAAGCUGCUGGAGACACCUGCAAGUCGAGACUUGACAGUCAAACGAAAAAUGCUGCAACCUGGAGAUCGAAGAUUACUCGAGGCCGAAAGGCAACGUGUCAUUUCUGCAUACCGACAGACUAAAAAAAAGUCCCUUAAGUAAAAUGUCUUUUGCAGUA